Magallana angulata is the source of this 3126-nucleotide messenger RNA. RefSeq names its product GATOR complex protein WDR24-like. Gene Ontology annotation, biological process: positive regulation of TOR signaling. The record is from RefSeq and is a predicted model, not a curated record. The transcript has 20 exons. Bases 151 to 2460 code for a protein of 769 amino acids. Gene Ontology annotation, molecular function: protein binding. NCBI's taxonomy places the organism in Eukaryota, Metazoa, Mollusca, Bivalvia, Ostreida, Ostreidae.
GAACUAUCUAAUUUUCGAAACUGAAAGUAGAUUAGAAAGGAUGUUUUUGUAAAUUUCUGACCAUUUACAAUAUUCUGGUAACAGAUUGAAAUUUCUAUUGCAAUGGACAUUGUUUGACAGAGGAUGCCUAUAUCAUCAUAAUCCUGAGGAAUGAACGUAAUGCAUAAUGUGUCUCGCGUGGUUCAUGACAGAGUUUCUCCAAACCAAUUGAAAACGUUAAGUGUGAACUGUGAUGGACCCAUAAAUGCCCUGGACACAAGCAAGGACAAUUCCCAAGUGGUGGUGGCAGGGAGAAGUGUAUUCAAAAUAUACAGUAUUGAAGAGGACAAGUUUGAAGAAAAGUUAAACCUCAGGGUUGGGAAAAAUCUCAAUUUGAAUUUCAGCUCCACAGAUGUUGCUUGGAAUCAUAUAGAAGAUCAUUAUUUGGCGUCCGCAGCCACCAACGGUGCUGUGGUUGUGUGGGAUUUAAAUAGACAUUCUCACUCAAAGCAAGAUUUUGUGUUUUCUGGUCAGCACAAAAGAACUGUUAACCGAGUUCGUUUUCAUGAAAAUGAUGCACAUCUUUUGCUCAGUGGCUCACAGGAUGGAACCAUGCAUAUAUUUGAUCUACGUAAAAAAGAGUCGAGCACCGUGUUCAAAACAGGAAACAGUAUCAGAGAUGUGCAAUGGUGUCCUCCACGCUUCAAUGACUUCUUCUUUGCUGCAGCUGAUGAGAGUGGCAAUGUUCAUAUGUGGGAUAUGCGGCGACCAGAUCGCUAUGAGAAACAGAUAACUGCGGCUCAUAAUGGACCUGUCUUCACAGUUGACUGGCAUCCAGAGGAAAGAAAUCUGUUUGCCACUGGUGGACGAGAUAAAACUAUUAAAAUUUGGGACUUUCCUAAAAAUCAGGUCGUACAUCAGAUUCAUACUCUAGCAUCUGUUGCUAGGAUACGGUGGCGUCCUCAGCGACGGCACUUUAUUGCCAGCUGUUCCUUUGUGGUGGAUUUCUCAGUCAGUGUGUGGGACAUUAACAGACCCUAUGUACCUUUUGCUUCCUUCGACAAACACACUGAUGUAGCCACAGGUAUUAUAUGGAGAAAAGAUGACCCCCAUGUUUUGUAUAGUUCUAGUCGAGAUUGUUACCUAUAUCAACAUGUUUUUAAAGACGCAAAAAGACCUGCAGAUGAGCUGGUUCCUGCAGGCUUAGACAUGAGUAUCCAUGGAGAUAUAUCAUAUGCUACUCUAGAUAAACCUGAUUUAACUGUUAAAACAGGGCGAUUCUUCACCACACCAAAGAAGGAUGUGUCUAAAACUGACGAGUUUCUUACCUACAAAAACAGCUUAAUGUUUGUGAUAUCUAAUACUAAUAAGUGUUUAUCAAUGGACUAUUUUGUGGACUGUGCCAGGAACUAUCAGCUCAGUGGGGCACCAUUACAGGAGAUGUGUGAACAUAAUGCAGAGCUUGCGGAGAGAUAUAACAAUGAUCAGGUUGCUCAAAGUUGGAGGAUUUUAAAAGUGAUGUUCACAUCAUCAGAGCCAACACAGAGAGUUUUAAAUGCAACAAGAAAAGAAACCCAACAAGAAAUAUUAUCAGAAGCUGCCACUCCCACAAACCAGAUUGGUAAUGGUGAUGCAGAUAAUUCAUCCAACACCGACUCAGAGGAAGAGGAAGUUGUGAACAAGGAAGAUUUGACAAACAUUGCCCGAGGUCAGAUUCCGGAGGAAUGGGGGAUACUGUUUGCUGAUGGGGACCAAGACAUUCCGUACAACAACAUUGAUGGGCUGCAGGAAUUUUCCCUGCAGCCAGAAGCAUUCCAGCCCAGGCAUGAAAUUAAAGACCUUGGCACCCCAUUAGAUUCCAUACAGAAUGGCCACGACUCGCCGACGAUUAGUGCUAAUGAGAGCGAGAACAACCUCCUCAGUUUUCCGACCUACAGUAAUGGUAAAGAGGAGGAUGAGGUUUUGGGACUUUUCCGAAACACCGUGGAACUCCCAGAAUUCACCUUCCCCCACUUUGUGUCCAAGAUGUUGUACCACUAUGCAGAGCAGGGAGAUGUACAGACAGCAGUGUGCAUUCUGAGUGUACUCGGACCAAAACACAGACCUCAGAUAGAACCUGAAGUGCAGGAAAACUGGUUUUUAUCUUACUUAGAUCUGCUGGCCAGAUUUCAGUUAUGGACAACAUCCAAUAAGAUUAUAAAACUUUGCCAUCUUCCAUUGGUCAGUUCCCUGAACCAACAAUCUACACGCAUCCAUGUGAACUGUCAUCGCUGUAACAGGCCUCUACAAAGGGUGGGGUGGUUGUGUGAUCGCUGUAAACGAGUCAUCAACAACUGCUCUGUAUGUCAUUUACCUGUGAAAGGAUUGUUCAUCUGGUGUCAAGGUUGUUCCCAUGGCGGUCACCUUGGACACAUCAAGGAGUGGUUUGGUGAAAAUAAACAGUGUCCUACAGGCUGCGGUCAUCUAUGCGAGUUCACGUGACCCGACUCUACAGGGUGUGCUCUUACAGGGUGUGAUAAAAACUUAUAUGCAAGUUUCAGUGACCCAAGGACAAGAUGAGGUUUCUUGUGCCUGUUCACAUAAUUCAAAACUAAAAGGAUAUAGGCAUGUGUUUCUUCAGUUACUAAUAACUUGCCAUUCAAUUAGAUUUUACAUUAUGUGUAUUUCCACCACCAAAUUGAUUUUGGCUAUGUUACAAAAUCUUCAAGUAUGUUAACUUACUUUGUUUGUAUUGUUGUAAUUGUGGCUGAUUUAUAUUGAAGUUGUAUAAAAGCAAUUUAACGUUCAUCAGCAGAAGGAUGGAAUUUUAUAUGCCAUAAAGCAAAAACAAUCGUAGAACUAAAAGAGUAACUCUUUGAUUGUAUCCAACAGACAGAACAAUUACCUUCAGUAAAGUUUAGUGCACGCCAGCCUCGGUGUGAAAGUGGUUUGUUGCCAGGGAGAGUUUUAGAUUAUCAUUUCUUCAGGGAGUUGUUUGCUUUUAUUUGAUAACUUAUGCCUUGUAUUCUCUGUAACACAACAUUUUGUUUUAUCAUUUCUACUUAACCAAUUGUAUGUGGUAGGCUGUCUCAACACUAUGUCGAAUAUCGAAUUCAGAUGUUUUGCCAUCACUCUCUAACACGAUUAAAAAAAUGCAAACAAUUAGAA